Molecule: messenger RNA, 699 nt
Organism: Orbilia oligospora ATCC 24927
Lineage: Eukaryota; Fungi; Ascomycota; Orbiliomycetes; Orbiliales; Orbiliaceae
Exons: 3
Coding region: 1-699 (232 amino acids)
Source: RefSeq, a predicted model, not a curated record
AUGAAAGUAAUCGUUACCGGUGGCACUGGCUUCCUCGGCGCUGAAAUCCUGCGACAAUGCGUUGCGAACCCAGAAAUAACCUCGAUCAUUGCCCUCGCCCGUCGCGACCUCUCUCAAGAAUGGCAAGCUGAGAAGAAGAUAACCACCUUGAAAAUCAAAGAUUUUGGUACCUAUUCACCCGAAGAUCUAAAGGUCCUAGAAGGAGCCGAAGGGUGUUUCUGGGCCCUUGGGACCACACCGGAUAAAGCCAGACACAUGACGAACGAAGAGUUGAAAACUGUCAAUGAGGAUUGGCCAACUAAUGCUGCAAAGGCAUGGAGUCAAUGGCCACUUCCCGAUGGUAAAGUAUUCCGUUUCGUUUUCACGAGCGGAUCUCUAGUUCCCAGUCCCGAAGAUCUCGAUCAAAAACUCUGGUUUGGAGAGUAUAUGAGAAAAGGACGGGCAUAUACGGAACAGAACCUCCUCGGAAUAGCGAAAGAGGGUAAACUGGAUGCUUACGUCGCCAAACCUGGGUUCAUUACGACUGGCACACCGCUCUUUGGAAGGUUGACAUUUGGAAAGGGGUGGGUGAGCAAGGAGGCCAUGACUGCUGGCUAUUUGGAUCUGCUACUUCAUGGGAAUGAGAAAAAGGUUUUCUGGAACGAUGAUUUGAGGCAUCUGGGGGCUGAAGCCCAGAAGAAAUUUGCGGCGAAAAAAUAG